AUGACAUUUGAGAAGUUGUACUAUGCCGGGGGUAUUUUAACGUUUUACGGACUGUUGGGAAUCGCACAAGAGAAAAUUACCAAGGCCGAUUAUGAAGAUGAUAAGUUUGUGUAUCAAGCUGAGUUGGUCUUUACGAUGGUGCUUUCGAAUUUGGUAUUUGCCGCUUGGUCUGGUUCGAAACGCGACAAAACUGAUAAAACACCGAAGAUAAUUUACAUUUUAUGUGCGAUAUGCUACGUCACUGCCAUGCUUUCCUCCAACUACGCGCUAAAACACGUCAAUUAUCCAACACAGGUUCUUGGAAAGUCCUGUAAGCCUGUAGCGGUAAUGAUCAUGUGCCUGCUCCUCCGACAGAAGAGUUACAAAUUCUCCAAGUACUUCUGCGUCUUCCUUAUUGUCGCUGGAGUCGUCACCUUUUUGUACAACCCGAAAAAAUCUGCUGCAAGUGGCGAGCUUGGAAGCGGAGAAUUGUGGAUUCUUGCGUCUCUUGCGAUGGACGGCUGCGUUGCGAGCUGCCAAGAAUACAUGAAGAAAAAUUACCAAAGUCCAAAGUCUAAUAUGAUGUUGAAUUUGAACCUGGUCGCGUUGAUUGUUCUUGUUGGACAAAGUCUCGCUAGCGGCACUUUCUUCGGCUUCUUCGGCUUCGUCCAGCGCAAUCCCGAUUGUCUCAAAUGGCUCGCCGCUCUUGGAGUCUGCUCCGCCCUUGGCCAGCAUUUCAUCUUCUCCAUCGUCACUGGCUACGGUCCCCUGCUGUGCUCUAUCGUCACGACGACCCGCAAGUUCUUCACAAUUCUCCUCUCCGUCGUACUCUUUGGCAACAGCUUGACAACUCAACAAUGGUCGGGCUCAGUCCUCGUCUUUGUCGGCCUGGCCCUCGAUGGCUUCCUCGAGUCCAAGGCGAAAUCAGCAGCUGCUGCCCAAAAGAAAAAGUCUAAAUAA
Molecule: messenger RNA, 939 nt
Organism: Oikopleura dioica
Lineage: Eukaryota; Metazoa; Chordata; Appendicularia; Copelata; Oikopleuridae
Source: the annotation of a GenBank genome assembly